Messenger RNA from Phodopus roborovskii (desert hamster), 2730 nucleotides. RefSeq names its product fukutin related protein (gene Fkrp). The transcript has a single exon. Gene Ontology annotation, cellular component: Golgi apparatus. The record is from RefSeq and is a predicted model, not a curated record. Lineage: Eukaryota; Metazoa; Chordata; Mammalia; Rodentia; Cricetidae. Gene Ontology annotation, biological process: protein O-linked glycosylation via mannose. Bases 33 to 1517 code for a protein of 494 amino acids.
AAACCCCAGCUAGGGUCUGACAUCGGGGCCCCAUGCGGCUCACCCGCUGCUGGGCUGCCCUGGCAGCCGCCAUCAUCCUCAAUCUCCUAGUCUUCUUUUAUGUGUCCUGGCUACAACACCAGCCCAGGAACCCCCGGGCACGGGGCCCACGCCGGACUCCUGCCACUGGUCCCCGUGUCACCGUCCUAAUUCGGGAGUUUGAGGCCUUUGACAACGCUGUCCCCGAGCUGGUGGAUUCCUUCCUGCAGCAGGAUCCAGCCCAGCCCGUGCUGGUGGCGGCUGACACUCUCCCUUACCCACCCCUGGCCCUGCCUCGCAUCCCCAACGUUCGCCUAGCGCUGCUCCAGCCGGCCCUGGACCGGCCAGCCGCGGCCUCGCGCCCAGAGACAUACGUGGCCACGGAGUUCGUGGCCCUGGUGCCUGACGGAGCACGGGCCGAGUCACCAGGCCACCUGGAGCGUAUGGUGGAGGCGCUCCGGGGGAGCAGCGCGCGCCUCGUAGCCGCCCCGGUCGCCACCGCCAACCCAGCCCGGUGCCUGGCACUGAACGUCAGCCUUCGGGAAUGGACUGCACGCUAUGGUCCCGCGCCUGGCGCGCCCCGCUGUGACGCCCUAGACGGUGACGCCGUGCUGCUGCUGCGCUCCCGCGAUCUCUUCAACCUCUCGGUGCCUCUGGCGCGGCCCCUGGCCACCAGCCUUUUCCUGCAGACCGCCCUCCGGGGCUGGACAGUGCAGCUGCUGGACUUGACCUUCGCCGCGGCACACCAACCCCCGCUGGCCACGGCCCACGCGCGCUGGAAGGCGGAUCGCGAGGGGCGCUCUCGGCGGGCGGCGCUGCUGCGGGCGCUGGGCAUCCGCCUGGUGAGCUGGGAGGGCGGGCGGCUCGAGUGGUUCGGCUGCCACAAGGAGAGCGCGCGCUGCUUCGGGACGGUGGCGGGAGACACACCCUCCUACCUGUACGAGGGCCGCUGGACACCGCCCUGCUGCCUGCGCGCGCUACGCGAGACUGCGCGCUACGUGGUGGGAGUCUUGGAGGCGGCAGGCGUGCGCUACUGGCUGGAGGGCGGCUCGCUGCUGGGUGCGGCCCGCCACGGCGACAUUAUCCCUUGGGACUACGACGUGGACCUGGGCAUCUACCUGGAGGACGUGGGCAACUGCGAGCAGCUGCGGGGCGCCGAGGCUGGCUCGGUCGUGGACGAACGCGGCUUCGUGUGGGAGAAGGCGGUGGAGGGCGACUUCUUCCGAGUGCAGUACAGCGAGAGCAAUCACCUGCACGUGGACCUGUGGCCUUUCUACCCCCGCAAUGGGGUCAUGACCAAGGACACGUGGCUGGACCACCGGCAGGACGUGGAGUUCCCGGAGCACUUCCUGCAGCCGCUAGUCCCCCUGCCCUUUGCCGGCUUCAUGGCACAGGCCCCCAACAACUACCGCCGCUUUCUGGAGCUCAAGUUCGGGCCUGGCGUCAUCGAGAACCCGGAGUACCCCAACCCUGCACUCCUAAGCUUGACAGGCGGCUGAAACCCUGGCGCUCGCAUCUGGGGACUGGGGGAACUGCAGGGUACAUACAGGAAGCUGUUCUUUGCCUCUGGAGGUCGUGUGGGUCUGAACAAGCGUGCUUGAUUGGGCCAGGCGAGGCUGUGCAUGGGAGAAUAAAAGAGGUGAAUUGGCCAAGACCGACUUGAGGUGGCCCACAGGAAAAGUCCGGCUUUGGUAGGAAGCAAACCCAGAUCUUAAGCCGUGAGUUGGGGCUAUGUGUGGAGACCUCCUAGCCCAUCCUAGUAACAGAGGGGAGUUGUGGCCUUUGAUGGGCAGGCCCAGGGUGUAGAGCUCAUCCUCAGGACUUUGCAUGAUCUCUGCCCUAUAUCCCAAGAGCCCUAGGCCCUUGGGAAGUGAGGUCCGAAGGACAGACCUGCCAGCCUCAGUCUACCACAUACAACUUAGGAGACCCUAGACCAGUUGUGCAGUCUUGCGUUCUGCCCGUCUCCUUUGAGAUAACUGAAUGCUUCCUUUGGUGUCUAGAACACCCAGGAUCCUUGGCCCGUAGUGUUUGCUUUCUCCACUAGAGGGCGCAUCUGUCCCGGGCCUUUCAUCUUUGACGACCUCUCCAUAGCCCGCAUCUCUGGUUUUCUUGGAGUGGCUCUGGAUGGUGGGCCCACCCUGGCCUCCUCCCUUCUCUUUGAGAAAGCUGCGUGAGGUAUCUGCUGCUUCUAACCCCUUUGUGCACCUAGAAGACUAACAGGGCGCUGGUUUGGGAUCCUAACUGACAAUAUUUAUUAAUUCUCCUUCAGUGUUCUGCACUGUUGCCCCGCCUGCCAGGAGGGGUAAACCUCCGCCACAGCUCACAGUUACUGAGCGCUUACUGGGGUCCAUGCACACCAAUGGAUUUAUCCUGACUCUUACCCCCGGAAUGGAUAGCUGCUAUUACAUCCAUUUUCCAGGGAUGGUAACUGAGGCCAAAAUGGCAGUUAUUUAUCUUGACCAAAUAGUCUAGGACGUGGCCAGUAGGGGACUGGAAUUCAGGCCAUCGUUUCAAGGCCCACUUUAUGUCCCGCUCUAGGAAUAGCACCCAAAUGGGGCCUUGCAGCGGAUGUGCCAGUUAACAGGUUAAGAACAAUAACUUUCCUUAUGUGAUCAUGCAUAUAAAUUAUGUUCAAACCACUACUACCAGACUGUAUAAUGUUAAAUAAGGCUUAAAUUAUGUUACUUUAAAAUUAGAAAAAUUCAAGAUGAA